GCGCGGGGACCGCCGCACGCGGCCCGGAGCCGCGGCGCAUCUCCCCGCGCCGGCGGCGCGAUUUCUGCUCUUUGGGCCCUCGGCGGCUCCCAUCGCGGCUCCCGCAGCGGAGCGCAGACGGCGGCAGCGGCGGCCGGUAGCCCCAGCGCGCGGGCGGGCGCACACCCACCCCGCCAGCCCCGGCGCUCCGGCUCCCGGAAGCGGAAGGGGAGCGCGGCCCGGCCUGGGCGACGGCGGCGGCGCCGGCGGAGGAGGAGGGGGAAGAGCGGCUGGCGGCCGCGAGAGCAGCGGCGGCGAGAGGCGAGCCCGCCGGCGCCGAUUCUCAUGGAGAACUGUUACUGAAGAGAGAUCCAUUUGUUGGGAUGUAAUUAAAAAAGGAAUGAAUCAAGAUAAAACCUCUAAAUGCAAGCACCAGAAAAAUUACAACACAUCUUGGUGAAUUUGCAAGUUGGAUCGUCUUUCCUUGUGGGUUGGCACGCAGUUGUAGGACUGCAAAAUGGGUCUCCGGAUUCACUUUGUUGUUGACCCACAUGGUUGGUGCUGCAUGGGUUUGAUUGUCUUUGUCUGGUUAUACAAUAUUGUUUUAAUUCCGAAAAUUGUCCUCUUUCCUCACUAUGAAGAAGGACAUAUCCCAGGCAUAUUAAUAAUAAUAUUCUAUGGCAUUGCCAUAUUUUGUCUGGUUGCUUUAGUGAGGGCCUCAUUUACUGAUCCUGGAAGACUCCCUGAGAACCCUAAGAUUCCACAUGGAGAACGGGAGUUCUGGGAAUUAUGUAACAAAUGUAAUUUGAUGAGACCAAAGCGUUCCCAUCACUGUAGCCGCUGUGGCCACUGUGUUAGGAGAAUGGAUCAUCACUGUCCAUGGAUUAACAAUUGUGUUGGUGAAGAUAAUCAUUGGCUUUUUCUGCAGUUGUGUUUCUACACGGAACUUCUUACUUCCUACGCUCUGAUGUUUUCUUUCUGCCACUAUUAUUACUUUCUUCCCGUAAAAAAGCGUAACUUGGACCUCUUUGUUUUUAGACAUGAAUUGGCCAUAAUGAGACUAGCUGCCUUUAUGGGCAUUACUAUGUUAGUUGGGAUAACAGGACUUUUUUAUACUCAACUAAUUGGCAUCAUCACAGAUACAACAUCUAUUGAAAAGAUGUCUAACUGUUGUGAAGAAAUAUCGAGGCCCCGAAAGCCAUGGCAGCAGACCUUCUCAGAAGUUUUUGGCACUCGUUGGAAGAUCCUGUGGUUUAUUCCUUUCAGGCAGAGGCAACCACUGCGAGUUCCCUACCACUUUGCCAAUCACGUCUAAACAGAUGGAUGGUGGGCACAGAUGGGUCCUCCACGCUGGAAAUGCGUUACAGGUUUUCUGAUAAUAGAACUAUGACAGUCUUCAAGUCAAUUAAAAUCCACCCACCAAUCUUAGGCAUCAUAAUGUGCCCCAGGCUUUAUUUUAAUAGUGAUCUUGAUCCUGUUGUGGGACUAAUACGAGAUCUAUAUUUAAGUUUUAAAGCAUGUUUACUUUCAAAUUAGCUUUCCACAGGGAUUUCUUUAAAUGCUUUUGUGAUUAGACCCCAAAGGCAGUGAUUGAGAUGAAAUAAUUGUACAUAAUUUUUUUUAGUACUGACAAUGUUACAGAUUUUAAUUUAUGGGAAAUUUCAGAUGUUUAUUUAAAUUUUUCACUCUUAAGCAGUACUAACCAAAUCUGAAUUUCAUUCUUUGGGUUUACAAAAGUUGAUACACCUUAUAUUAUAUGUAAGUUUUCUUUUUCAAAUACAUCAUAAUUUAAAUAGCAAUACUGCCUUUUAUAUGUGCUGCAGGAUUUUUUUUUUAAUGCAGCAUAGAUUGAACAGCAAUGAAAAACCAAAAAAAAACCAACAGAAAAAGGGCAGUGUUUUCUUAGAAGUAGCUCUCUAAUGUUUUCUGUUUUUCUCUUCACCAAAAACAAAAUAAAAACGCCACUAAAAUAAAAUACCAACUACCUACCUUAUUUUAAAGGAAAGAUGAAUUUUUUUUCCAUAUUAACUUUCUCACUUCUUUUCCCUGCACUGAUAUAAUUAUUGGUUGUUGUUAAAAUAAUUGCUCCAAGUCAGAAUUUUUGACCACAUGGGCAUGAAUUCUAUUUUACGCUAAGAUUUUGAUGAGCAAAAAGGGUAGAGAAUUUGCAAUAAUUCCACAGGUACCUUUUCUCGUACAGUUAUAUUAGAAUGAAUAUGUUUUUAAAAUGCUAGUGUACUAGAUAAUAUAUAAUGUACAGUGUAAAGAAGAAUAUUGUGCUUUUAAAAAACAUAUAUAUAUAUAUAUAUACACUUUUUACUUUUAUUUACCUACUAGUACAUCUAAAAUUACACAUUGAAGGUUUAUAUGUAAUAGAUAUUGACCAACUAAAUAAUAAAAUUUUAUUUGUAGGAAGUUGCUAGUAAAGAUUAGUAAGUAACCUUUGUGUACCUAUAAUCAGCCAAAUCAAAAUGAAAUUUUAAUCGGCCAACUAUAAAUUUGGAUUGAAAGACCAUUUGUUAGUAGCUAAUGUUAAGAAAUGACCUUAGAAAACAUAAAGAUCUAUAUUUACCAUUAGCUUAUACAAAUUUAAAUGGCUAAUGGUGAUGGUCUCUUGGAAAGCAGAGAAGAUCUGUGUGAAAAGACAUUUAGCAGACUUUGAAAAAAAUUCAGCCUUUACAUUUUUUUCCAUUAGAAUACUGCAAAAUCCAUAUAUCUUUUUAGAAAAUGUAUGUCCUCACAGUCUUUGAAGAGAAGAUUGAAGGGGUCUGCUGUUCUUGGAGCAUAUCAAUAUUUUCCUUUUAGUUAGUUUUGAGAGUAAGGAGUCACACCUGAGAAAUCAUGAAACCGAAGAUUUCCGUUGUCAGCCAAUUAACUAUACUGUAGUUAGUUCUUCCAGGAAUUGUAAAUAUCUUCUGAAAUAAUCAAAUAAGCUGUUCUCAGAGAUAUAAAUACCAUGUCUUUUA
Molecule: messenger RNA, 2945 nt
Organism: Mustela erminea (ermine)
Lineage: Eukaryota; Metazoa; Chordata; Mammalia; Carnivora; Mustelidae
Gene: ZDHHC21
Product: zinc finger DHHC-type palmitoyltransferase 21
Exons: 9
Coding region: 497-1294 (265 amino acids)
Biological process (GO): peptidyl-L-cysteine S-palmitoylation; protein targeting to membrane
Cellular component (GO): Golgi apparatus; endoplasmic reticulum
Molecular function (GO): protein-cysteine S-palmitoyltransferase activity
Source: RefSeq, a predicted model, not a curated record